AUGUCACCAGAUCUCAAGGUGUGGAAACAGAUAGGCGUUGCUUUUAACAAGGGAGACCAUAAAAUAACAGUGGAGAAAAAAGGAGAGGUGAACGCAGGUGAGCCGGUGUGGAAGAGGACAGGCAGCCAGGUUGAGCAGACAGGCAGACGGACAGACGGCAGGACGGAUACACGGGUGGGGGCUGUGCUAGGCGGCUCGGCGGCAGGCUGGUGGAAGAUGUCGUCAGGAGCCGGUGGGAGGGGCGGAAGGCAGCUCAGGGGGACAGCAAGCGGCGGGGGCGGAGGAGGGCGAGGAGGGGCAGGAGAGGCGGAGGAAGGCCCCGUGGGGAUCCCUUUCCCCGAGCACAGCGCCGACAUCCUGGGCAGCCUGAACAAGCAGCGGCUCAGCGGCCUGCUGUGCGACGUGCUCCUGGUCACUCAGGAUCAGGAGUUUCCUGCUCACCGCUCCGUCCUGGCCUCUUGCAGCUCAUACUUCCACAAGCUCUUCACUUCAGGUGCCGCUGCCGAUCAACAGAACAUCUACAACAUCGAAUUUGUGCCAGCGGAGGCCCUGGGAGCAUUGCUGGACUUUGCCUACACAGCCACAUUGACAGUCAGCCACAGCAGUGUGGCGGACAUCCUUGCCGCUGCUCGCCUCCUGGAAAUUUCACCUGUCCAGGACGUCUGUACUCACCUGCUGGACACCAAAGUGCUCUCCCCGCCGGCGGGCAAUGAGCAACGAGAUGAAGAUGAAAAUAGGGAGGGAAAGGGCAGAGGGGGCAAGGAGCAGGGGAACCGGGUGCGGGCCCGGGAGUACCUGGAGUACUUCCAGAGAGGGGCGCACUGGAGCAGCAGCUGCAGCACGCCAGAGCUCAGGGACCUGCCUACACACCUGCACUUUAACCAUGGCAAUGGCCCCAGCAACGGGGCUCCUGGUGGCCCCGGUGAGUACCUCUCCCCCCUGGCCCUCGCAUUUGCCCAGGCCCCAACACAGGAGCCAGAAGAAGAGGACGAGGAUGAAGAGGAAGAUGAGGACGGGGAGCCAGUGCAGGGGAAUGGAGCGAGCCUGGGGUCGUCUUACUACCCCCCAUCCCAGAAUGGGCACUUCUACCUCCCACCUGACUCGAGGCUGGGGCAGGAGACCGAAGUGGAGGAAAGUGGUAGGGAAGCGAGGGAGAGGGAGAGGGAGAGGGGCUCAGCCAGUGCCCUCCUGCAGCAGAUGAUGGACUCCAUCGAGAGGCAAAAGGAGCGUGCAACGACCGGGGAUGACCUAGGAGAUGGGGACGACCCAGACAUGGAAUUUUACUUGAAUUAUUUUAACAGCACACAGCAUGAGGAUACAGCUUCUGCUGCUGUGACAGAGGGUGUGCCGCCGCUCUGGUUAUCACGGGGCAGUACUGGCCAAGACAGAGGAGGAGAGCGGGUUGUUGGAGAGAGAGGCAGCGGGGGUGGAGGAGGUGGAGGAGAGAGGAAGAUGCGCUCUAAGGCCUUCCAGAAGUGCCCCAUAUGCUCCAAGGUCAUUCAAGGAGCAGGCAAGCUACCCCGCCAUAUCCGAACGCACACGGGAGAGAAACCCUAUGAAUGCGCCAUCUGCAAAGUGCGCUUUACCAGGCAGGACAAGCUCAAGGUUCAUAUGAGGAAGCAUACAGGAGAGAAGCCUUACCUGUGUACGCAAUGUGGAGCCGCCUUUGCUCACAACUACGACCUGAAGAACCACAUGCGUGUACACACAGGCCUGCGUCCCUAUCAGUGCUCAAGCUGCUUUAAGACUUUUGUGCGCUCCGAUCACCUGCACCGCCACCUCAAGAAGGACGGCUGCAACGGCAUCCCCUCUCGUCGAGGUCGAAAGCCUCGGAUGCGGGAGCCAGGGCAUCUUGAGUCCCCGUUGGGUCUGCUGAGCACCAGCUCAGACACAGGGCCUGCACCUCUUACCAUCAGGGGACGGCGGCGUUCAGAGGCAGCCUCAGCGGCGGAGAUGGGGGGGGUAGCUGGAGCUCAUGCACACAGUCCUCAGCUGCAGGAGUUGGCUGGGGAGGCUGGGCCCUGAGACUGCUGGAGCAUCAAGGACACUGCUGGAUACCAUAGUCACUCUGCACUGCCUGUGAGACAGGCCAGUGAACAGAGGAGAAAAAACACGCAAAGACAAACUUAAAAAAAACAAUUUAACAACUAACUAUUCCUCUAUAAACCAAAUCAGGGUGUCACAAAAAUCUAAUCUUUAUAUUUCUUUCUCCUUUUACUUUAGAAAAGAGUAGACUUGCAAGCACUUGAGUCAGUGUAUCUGUUAAAGAGCAAAGAACGCUUCACAUCAUACACCCAUGACGUCCCCUUUCUGGGCCAUUUUCUUCUUUAUAAUAUUAGGGUUUUUAUACAUUGGCAUAUGGGCUUAGGCAAAUGUAUAAUAGAUACGAAGAAACUCUGAACAACUAUGCAGUUGAUUUAGAUUUUUAUUGGUUUUGUCCUCACAGCCUUCAAGCUCUAAGCAAGGUGUCUGUCAAGCACCUUCUGGCUGCUGUACGGGUGAAGCGAGGACAAAUCCUCCCGGUGAAAACAACUCUUUUUCUAUUCUUUUGCAGGUCUGAAAUGUACAGUUACCAUAGAAACAACAUUGCCACAAUAUGGCAUAUGCAAGGAAAACUCACCACAGUUUUGAUGCAACAGUUUUCUCUCUCUAAAUGUUCCAGAAAGAAUCAGACGAGGGUUUGAUUGAAGUGUUACUUACUCUAUGAAAUGCAUUUUAAGAAUCUAAGGUUUGUCUUAUUGAAAAACAAAUUCACCUUGAGUCGAAUCCACGUUAAUGGGGGCUCAUCAAUUGCAGGACUAGGGAAAAUGAGGGGUGGAGGGAUUGUGUUUUUAAAGCACUACCAUCGUCAAUGUGUCUGUUGGCUUGACUACAUGGCCUCUUAUUCCUCACAAUUCUGCAAUUUCAGCAUUUCUGUUUUCCCUUUUGAUUUUGUCUUAAUUUUUUUUGUCGUUGUUCCUUUUUGUUGACUGCUUCGGGUACUUGACACUUUAUAAUUGUAUACAUGUAUAUACAGCAGGUGGUAAAUAUGACAUUGGUCCCUUCUUAAUGCUGAGGUGUACUUACCGAUCGGGUUUUUUCCUCUUAGGCUUGAUGUCAUAUUUCUCAAAGAGUGAAGCUUGCGGGUGAACGAAAAAAAAAACUGUAUGAAUGUUUGAUGAAACAAAACAAAACAUAAGUCACCUAUUUGUCCUAAUCACUUGACAUGUAUAGUUCCUGCCCAAAGGAUGAGGAGGUCGAACGAAUGAAUGUGUUAACUGCAGUUUUUCGGAAUCUGUCCUUGUGUGACAAGGCGCGGGUAGCAUUUAACCAACCGCAGGUUAAAAGAAAUGGCAGGGAGCCCAAGUGAGAGAGUGACAAAGAAUACGAAGAAGAAGAAAUAGAUGAGCACCUUUUUUUUUUUUUCUAUGUUUGCACAGCUUUACUAAAGAUAUCCAACCGAGUGAGAGAGAGAGAGAGAGAGAGAGAGAGAGAGAGGGGUAUAUUUAAAGGAAGUGGGCUGGUGUCAGGGAAGGAGCGAGAGCAGGUUUAUGUAUCAUGCUUAUUCCAAUUCUUUUGCCCGAGGGACCACACAACCGUGAGGCAACCUGUAUGAUGAAGAGAGCAAUAAAUACCUGUCCAAGUUGGGAGGCCAAAUAGGAGCGCAGCUGCAGCUGGUUGAUGGGGGGAGGGGAACAAGGGAAGGGGAGGGGGAUCUCACAAUGUCUGUUGCAUUCCAAAAAAUAAUCUCCCCCAGCUCAGCCACGUUUCCAGGCAGGAGGGGAUCAAAUCAGGCCUUUUCUCUCCCUCGCUCUCCCUCUGUAGUCCUCUAAUGCCCCCGAACCAGCCUGGAGGGGAUAUUAUUAUAUUAGAGUCUGGUGUUGCUGUGGGUAGGACGCCUGGUGCUGGCAGUUUAGUGUGCGAUGGUGUUUACAUGUACGUGUGUUUGUGUGCAUGUGUGUGUGUGCGUGGCAGCCAGGGUCCCUCUGGCCACAUCAUCACUGUGUGAGUCAGCCACAGCCUGUUCAAACAUGCACCCUGAGCUGCCAGCCCCAAUGCACUUUCUCUGCCUCACACACACACUUGCUGAGUGCAGGUAUCCUGCAGAGAAGGGGAAAGCACCAGAGCUGACAUAUCUGUUAGAUAUUGUCAGUGACUCUGGAUUUGUCCAUUUUAAAAUCUCUAGCUGCGUUUUUGUUCUCCAAGCCCAACGUUAUUUCCCAAGCCAACACACUGAGCCUUUGGAGAACAUGCAUGUGGGUUUUUGAGCCUCCCCCUAGAACUUACAUAGUCGUGCUGUAGUUCAACUACCAGUCCCCUUUUGCACCUUAAUUGGAAAGAGGCAGGUCAUGAAUGCACUUUGUUACUGAGGAGGGCACUUUUGUCAACAAAACGGGUACUUCAGAAACAAACCAGUUGCAAAUGAGAUAAGUCCUUUCUUCUGUCCAUGGGGUUGAAGUCGAGCUCCUUCGCCGGUUCUUUUCAGUUUUUGAUGACAAGCUGCCAAGAAAAAUAAAAAAAUUAAACCUUAAUUAUGCUAAAUCAGAUCUCAGAAAGAGAAGCCAGACAGGUUUCAGCUACAAAAAUGUUGAGUAUUGUGACUUAAAAAAUUACUAAAUUAACCCAUGUGACUGAUUGCACUUGAAGUUAGUUGUCAAAAAGAAAUCUAGUGAGUGGUGUUUAUGUCUUAAUGUUAAGAAAGGGGGAUGGAAGGAGGAGACAGACGAAAAAGAAAGUGUACGCUGCGUGUGUGUGUGUGU
Molecule: messenger RNA, 4739 nt
Organism: Paralichthys olivaceus (Japanese flounder)
Lineage: Eukaryota; Metazoa; Chordata; Actinopteri; Pleuronectiformes; Paralichthyidae
Source: RefSeq, a predicted model, not a curated record